AGCAAUCACAGUAACUAGCUAUCACUCUUCCAAGGAACUGAGUACAGAAAUACACAUUCUUAAAAAAGAUGGGAACCUCAUUUGGGUUGAGGCAUUUGCCUCAACUCAUCUACGCAAUAGCAUUUUGCGUAAUUGCAAGCAGUGUCGCUGCUGAUGAUUAUAAGCCUUACUAUGGCGGCCAACCAAACAACAACUAUCCGCAACCAACACCACCAAGUCAUGGACAACAGCCACCAUAUUAUUUCAAAUCACCUCCAUAUUACUACAAAUCCCCACCUCCACCUUCUCCAUCGCCACCACCUCCAUAUGUCCACAAAUACCCACCUUAUUACUACAAAUCUCCACCUCCACCAUCUCCCUCACCACCUCCUCCGUAUGUGUACAAGUCCCCACCACCUCCAUCUCCCUCUCCUCCUCCUCCAUAUGUCUACAAGUCACCACCUCCUCCAUCACCUUCACCUCCCCCACCAUAUGUCUAUAAGAGUCCACCACCACCCUCUCCAUCACCACCACCUCCAUAUGUCUACAAGUCUCCUCCUCCACCAACACCCUCACCUCCCCCGCCCUAUGUUUACAAGUCACCACCACCUCCUUCCCCUUCACCUCCUCCUCCAUAUGUCUACAAGUCACCACCUCCUCCAUCUCCUUCACCUCCCCCACCAUAUGUCUAUAAGAGUCCACCACCACCCUCUCCAUCACCACCACCUCCAUAUGUCUACAAGUCUCCUCCUCCACCAUCACCCUCACCUCCCCCACCUUAUGUUUACAAGUCACCACCACCUCCAUCCCCUUCACCUCCUCCUCCAUAUGUCUACAAGUCACCACCACCACCAUCCCCAUCUCCACCACCUCCAUAUAUUUACAAGUCCCCACCACCACCAUCCCCAUCACCCCCUCCACCAUAUAUAUACAAGUCUCCUCCUCCACCAUCACCCUCCCCUCCCCCACCAUAUGUAUAUAAAUCACCACCACCCCCAUCUCCAUCCCCCCCUCCACCAUAUGUCUACAAGUCACCACCUCCACCAUCCCCAUCUCCACCACCUCCAUAUGUCUACAAAUCUCCACCCCCACCAUCACCUUCACCCCCUCCACCAUAUGUAUAUAAGUCACCACCUCCUCCAUCCCCCUCACCACCUCCUCCAUAUGUUUACAAGUCCCCACCCCCACCAUCACCUUCUCCUCCCCCACCCUAUAUUUAUAAGUCGCCACCACCUCCAUCUCCUUCACCUCCUCCUCCAUAUGUCUACAAGUCACCACCUCCACCAUCCCCAUCUCCACCACCACCAUAUGUCUACAAAUCUCCACCCCCACCAUCACCUUCACCCCCUCCACCAUAUGUAUAUAAGUCACCACCUCCUCCAUCUCCCUCUCCUCCCCCACCAUAUGUUUACAAGUCACCACCUCCACCGUCUCCAUCCCCACCACCUCCAUACGUUUAUAAGUCACCUCCUCCAGCAUCUCCUUCACCACCUCCUCCAUAUAUCUACAAGUCACCACCACCACCAUCCCCUUCACCACCCCCUCCAUACGUCUAUAAGUCCCCUCCUCCUCCUUCUCCUUCACCCCCUCCUCCAUAUGUUUACAAAUCUCCUCCCCCACCAUCUCCUUCACCUCCUCCACCCUAUGUCCAUAAGUCACCUCCACCUCCUUCAGCUUCACCACCUCCUCCAUACUACUACAAAUCUCCACCUCCACCUUCUCCAUCACCUCCUCCACCAUAUGUCUAUAGGUCACCGCCACCUCCUUCGCCUUCACCACCGCCUCCUUAUAUUUACAAGUCUCCACCAUCUCCAUCACCUCCUCCAUAUCAUCCCUACCUCUACAGCUCACCCCCGCCUCCCAUCUAUUAAGCUUCCGGCUAUCAUUUGAAAUUUUUUCAAUGAAUUAUAUUCAGCAUUGUUGUGGUUAAUUUGUUUUCUAGUGAAUUAAUAGCCUUAUUUUGAUUCAAAUGCAUCUGUGCAUGUAUGGUGUUAAUUCAUAAGUUUGUGUUUAUUUAUCUCCUUUAGUUGUUUUUAAAAAAAAUUA
Medicago truncatula (barrel medic) is the source of this 2025-nucleotide messenger RNA. Its product is annotated as extensin-2. The record is from RefSeq and is a predicted model, not a curated record. The transcript has a single exon. Bases 69 to 1850 code for a protein of 593 amino acids. NCBI's taxonomy places the organism in Eukaryota, Viridiplantae, Streptophyta, Magnoliopsida, Fabales, Fabaceae.